AUGCUAGCCUACCAGAUGUCCCCCGACAUAUCCAGCCACUUCGCCACGGCGGACAUCUUCAGCACCGCACAGCUCCUGCAACAACAGCUCUCCGAGCUCGAAGAACGCUCCCGCAUGAGCGCGGAGAGCGAGGCCCGCCGCAUCCUCCACCGCGCCGGCCUGCAGCGCAUGCUCGCCGAGUACACCGCCGUCGAGUCCGCCGAGGCGCGCGCCACCGCCGACCUCGCCGCCACGCUCGCGCGCCUCCGCAGCGCCAACCGCACCUCCAUCACCCAGUCCCAGUCCCAAUCGCAGUGCCAUCUCCCGCCGCUCCGGGCGCCCUUCCCCUUCGCGCGCAAGCUGCAGCUCGGCCUCCAAACGAGUACCCCACCAGCAAGCCCCUCCUCUCAGGACGCACGCCGCGGAUCCCCGGCGACAGCGCCCCCGGGCGCGGGUCCUGGGGCCGGUGUUCAAGCGCAAGCGCAAGCACGCUGGAGCGGGUCCUCGCCGUUCGCCCGGCUCGCCCGGGACGCGCUCUUCGAGUGCUCGUCUCCGCGGGGGCCGCUGUGCGCGGCCCGCACAGACGCAGACGCGGAUCCCCGGCAGCCGACGGGGGGCCUGCCGCCCACGCCCGCCUCGCCCGCGACGCCCAUGACCGAUGCGGAGGCCGCCCUCGCGCGCACGCUGCACGCAUUCUUCGCGUCGGACCUCCCGGCGCAGGAGCCGGACGUCUCGCUCUCCUCGCAGUACUCCGCGGGGCCUGCGGACGUCUCAUUUGGGCUUGGGCAGCCGGGGAGCGAUGGGGAGACGGGUACGCCGACGAGGGGGGCGCGGCUGUCGCUGCUCGAUCCGAGCCUGCGCGCGGUCGCGCUGGGCGAUCAUGUGGUCACCGCUGCGCGCGGGACCGACGUGGACAUGCCUGCAAGCCCGGCCCUGGAGAACGAAGUGUCCGAAGCGGACGCACGCGACUCUGUGCGAGCGAGCGUGGUGGCUGGGCUCUCCGCGGCGCUGGCGGGGCGCCUGGCGAAGGCGACGUUCGUGCGCGUGUGCGCCCGCGGGACGCCGGCGACUGGGCGUGCGGAUCGUCUUGGGGAACACGAGAUUGGGCCGGCUGCCGAGGAGAUGCGGGUGGAUGAAGAUACGGAGGAGGCGGAGGGGGAGGGCGCUGGGAGGGGGCGCUGGUCACGACCGUCUCUCUUGCACCGAUUGUCUGACGCCGGGGCUAAGGUCCACAAGAUGAAGGCCAGGCUGAGCAGGGGUGGGGUCACCGACACCAGAGUGACCCGGAGCCCGAGGCGUGCGCGGCCGGCCGGGGUCUACGGGAAGUGUGGCCUCAUUGGUGGGCAGGUGAAGCUCGUCUUGGUUGUGGGGAGACGGCGGAUGUCCAUGAUGGCGGACAGGGUGCACGGCACCCGCAGGUCAAGCCUCCGUGACGAUGACCUCGUCGCGGCCGCUCGUGACGCCGUGCGGGAGGGCUCGUUCUCCAUCGAGAGCGUUGUGGCGGUGGCGGAGAGCGUAUGA
Molecule: messenger RNA, 1500 nt
Organism: Trametes versicolor FP-101664 SS1
Lineage: Eukaryota; Fungi; Basidiomycota; Agaricomycetes; Polyporales; Polyporaceae
Exons: 1
Coding region: 1-1500 (499 amino acids)
Source: RefSeq, a predicted model, not a curated record